Molecule: messenger RNA, 4004 nt
Organism: Gopherus flavomarginatus (Mexican gopher tortoise)
Lineage: Eukaryota; Metazoa; Chordata; Testudines; Testudinidae
Gene: TRMT9B
Product: tRNA methyltransferase 9B (putative)
Exons: 3
Coding region: 9-1358 (449 amino acids)
Biological process (GO): tRNA wobble uridine modification
Cellular component (GO): cytoplasm; nucleus
Molecular function (GO): S-adenosylmethionine-dependent methyltransferase activity; tRNA binding
Source: RefSeq, a predicted model, not a curated record
UAUUCAGGAUGGAACAUGAGGCUACUCAGCUGGAAAAUCAGCAUGUACAUAGUGUGUAUGAAAGCACAGCCUCCUAUUUUAAUGACCUGCAGAGCAAAGCAUGGCCUCGUGUUCGUCAGUUUCUGUUGGAGCAGAAGCCUGGCAGUCUCAUUGCUGAUAUAGGAUGUGGGACUGGAAAGUAUCUCAAUAUCAACAGUCAGGUGUUUAAUCUGGGCUGUGAUUACUGCGAACCUUUGAUAAAUAUUGCAAGGAAGAAAGGCUGUGAAGUCUCGGUAUGUGACAACCUUAAUCUUCCCCUUAGGGAUCAGUGCUUCAAUGCAAUCAUCUCCAUCGGAGUGAUUCACCAUUUCUCAACUAAACAAAGAAGAAUCAAAGCAAUAAAAGAAAUGGCAAGGGUGUUGAUACCUGGAGGUCAGAUCAUGAUUUAUGUUUGGGCUAUGGAACAAAAAAAUCGUCGCUUUGAAAAACAAGAUGUAUUUGUUCCAUGGAAUAGGGACUUGUGCUCCCGGCUUCUUUCAGAAUCAAAUCAGUUUGGACAUAAGAGUGAUCUUGAACAUACUGUAAAAAAACACCCACAGCAACUAGUAGGCUCUGAAUGCAGCUACCCAAUUAAUCUUAAACAGGAACUUGAUACAAAAACUUCCCACAGUACAGACCAUUGCUUACCCAAAACCUGCUGCAUGAAAAUGUCUGAAGAAGAAAAUCGAUUCUACGGAGCUCUAGGGAAAUCUUUUCGUUCAUGGUUUUUCUCCAGAUCCCUUGAUGAAUCAACCUUAAGAAAGAAAACUGAGAAGGUGAAAUCUCUGAAGAAUGUAGGAGGAUGGGCAAACAGUACCAUAUCCAUUCAACCGUCAAGACACUGCAGUUUAGACUUAGGUCACUGUGGGCCAUUAUUAAAAGAGCAAAGUUUAGAUGAUGAUGAAGUGUUUAUGGAAAAUGCGACUGUCAAAAGACCACAGUGGAUGAUAGCCUCAGGUGUAAUAAGGGAUUUAAAUGAAGAACACUAUGGGGUAGUUCAGAGCAAGAAUGAAGAAACAUCAUUUCUGAGUGGUCCUGUGGAAGACGGGGACAACAACUGUACUUAUAGUAGAGAUGAAGAUGGCAAGUCUACCACUAGCAAACUCUUUCAAAGAACUUCAACAACUGACUCCACUGAUUCUAUUUUGGAUGAAGCAAUGGCUGUUGAGGACCAGGUUGUUGGCAUAUUGGAUACAAAAGCCUUCAUGCGUUAUUAUCAUGUUUUUCGGGAAGGAGAGCUAUGUUGUUUACUGGAGGAGAAUGUGCCUGAGCUUCAUAUUAUUAGUUCUUGCUAUGAUCAUGGAAACUGGUGCAUUAUUGCAGAGAAAAUAGCAAAAUAACUGCAAACUCAGCAAAUAAAACAAAACUUUGAAAAUUGAAAACUUUGAACACUGCUCCUUGAAGGUGUUCUGUGGUGGUGUUGUAAUUUUGCAAUAUAAAAUGGAAUUUGAGUCUCAUGUAGUUGUGUUCCAUCCAUUUCUGAUUUCAUUUUGUAUGUAUCUAUAAAUACUGUGUAUAAGAAUGUAAAAGGCAAACAACAAUACUUACGUUUUGUCAAAGAUAGGCUUUUAAGAGUUUUAUAUUGCUUUUAGCAAACGAUUCAGUUUUUAAAUGUACUUUUGUAUUGAAAAAUAAACAAAACAUUUUUGUAAGAUAAGGAUCAGGGCAUCUUUUAUGAGAAAUAUUUGCUCAAUGUAAACGUAAAGCUUGGUAAUGCAAACACUUAAGCAUGCGUGUUAAUUUUACUCAGUAGGGUCCUGAUUCAGCAGUCCAUGCUUCUUCAGCAAAUAACUUAAGGACAUGCUUAACUUUAAACAUGUGCCUAAGUUCCAAUUUGGAUACAUGCUUUAAGUUAAGCACAUGUUUAAAUACUUUGAUGAAUUGUGGUCUUCAAGAUGGGCUACUCAUAGGCAUAAAUGUUUGCAUGAUCAAGCCGUGAAUAUUCUGUGCUUUGUGCUUAGCAUUCUGAAGCAAAUGGGACAGCUGCAUUUGUUCAAGAUUUUGGUUUGUUUUUUUUAACAAUCUAGUUCAGGAGUUCUCAAACUUCAUUGCACCAUGACCGCCUUCUGACAACAAAAAUUACUACAUGACCCCAGGAGGGCGGACCGAAGCCUGAGCUCGCCCGAUCCCUUUCACCCUGGGUUUGGGGGCCAAAGCCUCACUGCCAUGGGGUGGGAGGGAGGGAAGUCAAAGCCCAAGGGCAGCAGCCACAGGCAGGGGGCCUGUAAUCUCAGCACCACUGAUCAAGGCUGAAGCCUUCAGGCUUUGGCCCCAGACAGUGGGGCUCGGGCUUUGGCUUCAGCCCCUGGCUCCAGCAAGUCUAAGGCAGCCCUUGUGACCCUGUUAAAACUGGGUCAUUACCCACAGUUUGAGAACCGCUGAUCUAGUUUAUGCCUCAGAGCUAACGGGUUGAGACUGAGUCUUCUGUAUUCUCUACCACAAAUACAUUAAUUUAUUUUCUAAAGUUUUAAAAAUUUUGCUUAUCUGUAAAUACUGUUCACUGAGACUAAUUUUAAUAACUGUUAUUUACAAAGAGUACAGAAAAUCAAAUGGAUUUGAGGUGUGCAUAUUUUUGAGAUAAACAUGGAAGCACUAUGUAAAACUAGUAUAAUUCUAGUGCAUCUCUGCUUAGUUUAAAAGACAGAUUUAUCUAUAGUAUUGGAUCAGCUUAUAUACAUAAUGACAAUAUAUACUUUCUUAAAGAUAUCCUAAGAAAUGUAGAAGAUAUGAGUCAAGUAUGUGAAUAAAACAUUAUGAAUCAAAUAGAAAAAUCCUUAAAAUACGUCUUCCAUAUUUUAAAUAGGACAUUAAAAGGUCCCUGAUGCCUCUAAAGAACCAUUUUUCAAAGGACCAGAGGAUAACUCUGAUGUCUUGGGCAGAUUUCCCUCUUUUAGGUCUGAUCUACACUUAAAACUUAGGUCAACCUAGCUAUAUUGCUCAGGGUUGUGAAACAUUUCAUGCCCAGUGCAAUUGCAGUGAAGUCAACCCAACCCCCACUGUAAACGCAGCUAGUGGAAGAAUUAUUCCACAACCCUAGCUAGCACAGCUCAAGGGAUUGGAUUUACAAUAGUGAUAGAAAAAUCUCUUCUGUCACUGUAGUGUCUAUAUUACAGCGGCAUAGCUGCAGCACUGUGGCUUUGCCACUAUGGUGCUUGUAGUAGAGAUGUACCCUCAGUAAAAUACUACCUACACUCUGUGGUAAAUUUUCUUGCUGAGCACAGCAUCCAAUCACACUCACAUUAUACUAGAUUAGCCCAUUGUUAUAGUGAGCAGUACUUUACUCCUUAAGUAAUGUGAUUGAUUUCGCUGGGACUACUUAUGGAGUAAGGUGCUACUUAGCAGGGGUAGGGGUAUCAGAAUCUGACUUUGAGGCACUGAAUUCAGCACCAAAACUGUAAUUGACAUCAGUGGGAGCAGGACUGAGCCAUAAUGAUGGCUCUGUUUGCAUAUGUCAUCACUGUGGGUUUAGGACCAAAUUCUACAUUUGGUCAGUGAAGUUACUCUAGGCCACAUCCUCAGCUGGUGUAAAAUGGCAUAGUUCCAUUGGCUUCAUUGACUGUCCCUCUGUAUUUGCAGCAGUUUAACUGAAUGUUAUAAUUUGACUUUGGUAAUUAAGAUGUCUGACUAAUUACUCAGUAAAGAACUUGAGAUACUGCAUAUCAGAGAAGUUUUAACAAGAGCAAAACUACUGUAAAGCUUUUGAAAUGUUACCCAUUCUACAAUAUGUAAAUUCAUAGCUUUUAGCUUGUUCAAUCACAGACCCUGAUGGAAAUAAAAGUGUAAAUGUUUUAUAUGUAACUGCCUCAGAUAUAAAGUUUAAUAAUAUAUUAUAUAUAUUCUUUUGCUAAAAUUUAUCUAAAUAGACUGACCUCCAUGGUUUUUCUUAUUGUACAGUUUCUGUUCAUUGACAUUUUCACCCUUGCUCUCUCUCUAGCCCAAUGAUUUUUUAAGUAUUUCUCCACAGUGGAACAGUCAUUGGGCUGGAG